AUGACGAAAAAUUCGGAAUGUAUUAACGAUAUAAAUUAUAUUGAGGUUGAAAAAGAUGAAAAUAAAAAUAUCGAUUUGUGUAGCAACAUCGAAAUUAAUAGUACUCCAAAUAAUGAAGAUAUCAAAAAUAGUAGAAUAAAAACAAAAUUAUUUUUUAAGAAUAAAAAAAAAAAUACAAAAGGAGAUAAUAAUUGCAUUCAAGAAAAUUUGAAUACUGGUAAUGACAAGUGUGAUUUAAGCGGAAAUAGCCAAAGCGAUACAAGUUUGUCAAAUAAAAAAAAAACAAACAAAAUAGAGUGUAUUGGAAAAGACCAAUGCGAUGAUAAAGUUAACGAAACAUUAAUGAGCAAUAUUAGUAUUGAUAGCACUAAUAUCACUAGUAAUAGUAGUUAUAUAAAUAGUGAGAAAUUAAUUGAAUAUAACGAUGCCGAAGUUAAGAAAAAAUAUAAAGAUAAUUCAAAAAAAAAAAAUGACAAUAAAUCAGACAAAACUAGCGGAGCAAGUAAUAAUAAUAAUAAUAACCUCGAAUUUGAAAAGGACAAAAAUGACAUCCAUAAAAAAAGUGAAAACAAUGUUAAUGGUGAUAAAAACAAAAAACAAAAUAACGAGGGAGAAAAUAUUUCAACCAAUUUGGAAAAUAAUGAGAUUAAUACUAAGAAAAAAAAUAAAAUAAAUUCAAAAAAGGGAGGAAAUAAAAAAACAAAGAACAAAAAUAAAAAAUACUUGCAAAAUUCCUGGGCGUUUUCAUUUGAUAAAGACAACCGAAAAUCCUAUGAUCAAUACAUGAGCAAUUUGACAACUUUGGAGCCCUUCAAUACGAUAGAGAAAUUUUACAAAAAUUACAAGUAUAUGAAAUCUCCGUCUUCUAUUAAGGAGUAUUACAAUAUUUAUCUUUUCAAGCAAAGUUUUAAGCCUCUCUAUGAAGAAUAUUCUAACGGGUUUAUUUGUAUUAUAAAGGAUGCAAACAAUUUCAAAAAUAAUAUUGCUGAUUUAAUAUGGGAAAAAAUGGUCCUUUUAUCAAUCGGAGAAAAAUUUAAUUUAGUAGAUCUUUCUGGUAUACAAUUGUGUAUAAGGGAAAAUGAAAUAUUCUUCAAAAUAUGGAUGAAAAAUUAUUCCAACUAUUUAAAAAACAUUUUAACGAAGCGAUUAAGCGAAUUGCUAGAUUUACACUUAAACGUGUCCUUUGUUAUAAAAAUACUAUCCAACACAUAUUUUAACAGGAAAAAUGCCAACAUAAAGGAUAAAACUGAAAAGGGAAAAAAAUAUAUUAAAAAUAAAUCAUCAGAAUAUUCCUCCAAAAGAGAAAAAUUGAAUAAAAUAAAACCAUAUGGGCAUAUUAUAAAUUUCCCACCUUAUAAUUUAUUAGGAAAUCACAAUAUAUACAAAAAAAAUAUAGACAUGAACUUAUACUAUUUAUAUAACCAGAAUAUGGGUAAUAAUCCAUAUUUAUACUAUCCUUUAAAUAUACCCAAUUAUUAUCAUAACGGUUAUCCAGAAUAUAUAUACAACUACAAUUUACCAAUUAAUGCUGAAAAUGUAAACUUUAUGACACCGGAUAUAUAUAUUGAAAAUAAAUUUGUAAACAGUCAAACGAAUGGAAUAACCUUUACAGAAAAGAAAAAAAAAAUAUGA
Molecule: messenger RNA, 1632 nt
Organism: Plasmodium berghei ANKA
Lineage: Eukaryota; Apicomplexa; Aconoidasida; Haemosporida; Plasmodiidae
Product: eukaryotic translation initiation factor 4E, putative
Exons: 8
Coding region: 1-1632 (543 amino acids)
Biological process (GO): translational initiation
Cellular component (GO): eukaryotic translation initiation factor 4F complex
Molecular function (GO): RNA 7-methylguanosine cap binding; translation initiation factor activity
Source: RefSeq, a predicted model, not a curated record